Molecule: messenger RNA, 1635 nt
Organism: Gossypium raimondii (Peruvian cotton)
Lineage: Eukaryota; Viridiplantae; Streptophyta; Magnoliopsida; Malvales; Malvaceae
Exons: 2
Coding region: 396-1373 (325 amino acids)
Source: RefSeq, a predicted model, not a curated record
UAAAGGUAAAAAGAAGCUCCAGAAUUCCUGAUUAAACACCACAUAGAGAGAGAGAGCGAAGAGAUACCCAAUCCCAAUCUCAUCUCCAUUCUCACUCCCUCUCUCUCUCUCACUUCCAUUUUUUCUUCUUUUUCUAUAGGCUGCUUAUAGUUUACAGCUUAUUAUUAUUUUGAAAUGUUAGGCCUGAACAAGGCACAAAGCACCACGACCUUUUUACAUAUCUCUUUCCCUUUUUCUUCUCCUAUGUGAAAAGGGAAUCAUCAUUAUCGAACCAGUUUCAAGGUCGUCUCCCUUCUAACUCCCAUUCCCACCUUCACUUUUCCUUUGAAAAGAAGUGUCUAAAAGGUAAAACAAAACCUCAUCAUUAGACGUAAAACCAACCGGAUAAAAAUAACAUGGUUGCUUUUCCCCUCGUUUCCACCUUUUUUCUAUUAUUUUCUUUCACUUUCUUCCCUCAUUCUCUCGCCGGUUUCCUAGCUCAACCGGUUCCCGGUUCCGAUGAGCCGUUAAAGCCUGGAGGCUACUCAUCCCCAAACACGGUCCCCGCAUUCCCUGCUCAAACCCAAGCUCAAAUUUGCCGGCUUGACUUGUCAGCCGAGCUAUUCGGCGGUGUCAACGACGCCUGUGGCCACAACCUGGACAGAAGCCGCUGCUGUCCCGUCUUAGCAGCGUGGCUGUUUGCAGCUCACGCCAGGUAUGCUUUGGAGGUCACGGCUCCUGCUCCAGCGGAAUCGGAGUUGCCGGAGCAGCCCAUGAGGCCGGACGAUUCGCAAAAGUGUGUGAACUCGUUACAAGACUCAUUGUUAAGUAAGCGUGUGAGGAUUCCUCAACCAAACGCCAGUUGCGAUGCGAUUUUAUGUUUUUGUGGGAUAAGGCUUCACCAGAUUAGUUCCUUGAGUUGCCCGGCUGCGUUUAACGUUUCCGGCCACCACCGAAAUGCAACACCCACUGCUGCUGUGAAAAAUUUGGAGAAGAAUUGCAGGAACUCUACUUAUGCUGGGUGUACCAAAUGCCUCGGUGCUCUCCAAAAGCUCAAAGGCGGAUACAACAAGAACGGAACGCAAGACAAGAGCACCACCGACAGAGCCAGCAAGAUGUUCAACCGAGACUGCCAGCUCAUGGGGCUGACAUGGCUUCUUGCACGCAACAAAACGGCCUACAUACCUACCGUUUCAGCCGUGCUGAGGGCCAUAAUGUACAGUGCGCACCCUCACGAGUCCAAGUGCAGCCCUGAUCAAGAGAACAUGCCCUUAGCAGUUGAUUCUCUUCAGUUCGAGAAGGCUCAGUCGUCCUCACCAAAGUCACCACCGUCGUGGGCGUCUUUUACGUUCCCGGUUCUGCCCCCUAUCAUUUUGGGUUUACUAUUUGGGUAGCGGCGGUGGGUGACAAUGUGGUUUUUGCCGGUUGCUGCCUCUUACUAUAUUUUUUUGGUAGUCAUCUGAGACUGUCGGGGAUUCACGUGAAGCUUUGUUAGGUAACAGACAGUGAGAAACGGGCUAAUGCGGGGUCGUUUUGUCUUCUUGUCCAUUGUACAUUUCAGCUUGUUUUCAGAUUUGUUUGACAUUAUGUAACUGAGGAAGUCGAGGUCGAGAACAAGGAACAGUCUUCUAUUAAUGUGUAGUUACAAUUAUUCAA